Messenger RNA from Chlamydomonas reinhardtii, 3381 nucleotides. RefSeq lists its product as uncharacterized. Gene Ontology annotation, biological process: DNA-templated DNA replication. The record is from RefSeq and is a predicted model, not a curated record. NCBI's taxonomy places the organism in Eukaryota, Viridiplantae, Chlorophyta, Chlorophyceae, Chlamydomonadales, Chlamydomonadaceae. The transcript has 11 exons. Gene Ontology annotation, molecular function: chromatin binding. The coding region runs from base 148 to 2826 and encodes 892 amino acids.
UAUUAAUUUAUUACCAGCCGGGACUCCCAGCUGUUCACGAUUUCACUUCCCAAUCGCGUUUUGGCGCGAAGCCCCUCCUGUUAGUCCCACUCUCCUCCAGGUGCUUACACACUCAAAUGCGCCUUGUCUUCGUCAUCAAUUAGGCAAAUGACAAGUCCAGAGAUAGCAGUGCGUCCUGUAGAGGCGAUUCAGAAGCUCUACCAGCAAGCAGGCUGCCCCGCUGAGGCCGAUGGUGACUGGGGCGUGGUAAAGUACUUCCAGGAAGCCGUCAAUGGGCUGGGUCACGGCGAGAUUCCGCGUCUUGACAAGCAAUCGGCGGACCGCCUCCCCCACCACAGCCUCGUGCGCUUCACCGGCAUGGUGCAAGACUUGCUGAACCCAGAGUACUACGUCGGGGCCUUCCAGCAGCCGAGUGGGCAGUGGGUCACCUCGAAGUUCUGUGACCCGGACAUGCCUGAUGACGCGCCCCAAUCCGCCUCGCCCAUCAUUUGGGAGCGCCGCCCGGUCGUGUUGGUGCCAGUCCCGGGCCUCAGCAGCUGGUCCCUUUCCGCGCUGCCGGCGGUGCCGGCCAAGGACGUACACGCGCCUGCUGCGAUGGCCAACACCACCACGCUGGUGGCUCAGGCCCAGCCCCAGCAAGCUCAGCAGCAGCAGGCCCAACAGCAGCCCGCCCGUGCCAAACGUGAGCGUUCCUCUGAUGCCGACGCGCAGCACGACAGCGUCGCAGCUGAGCUGCGCGUCGCUAGCACCGGUGGUGCGGCGGUGCUGUCUCCGCGCGCCGGCGCCAAUGCCGCUGCGGCAGCUGCCGACGCUGCGGCUCCCGGCGCGGAUGCGGGUGAGGAGAGCAUGAGUCACGACACGGGGCUCAGUGAGGACCAGGGACCGGGCGGGGCCACUGCAGGCGCCGGGUCGCCGGGUGAGGCGGAGGGCGCUGCGCGCCCUCGUGUGCGCCGGCGGGAGGACCCUACUGCCGCGAGGGUUGUUGGCGACAUCGAGGCCGCAAACGACCGCGGCGCACCUUUCCCCGGGACGUCGGCUCCCGCGGGCCCCGCGGGGACAGGCUGUGACACCUGCGCUGGCGGGCACGGUUGCGCGCAGCACCCGGCCGGUGCGAAUGCGGGGGCACAGCAGGCGGCGACGCCAAGCGAGGUGCCCGGCAGCUGCAUCGUGUAUCUGUACGACAACGCGCCUGCGCUGCCACUGCACGAGGUGGUUGAGGUGGUGGGCGUGCUGAGCCACGUGCCGCAGCUGGCGCAGCUCGAGUACGACAACCAGGACCCUCACCUGGCGCAGGAGCUGGCGUCUCUGGGUCUCGGCAGCGAAGGCGUCGGCCGCAGCGUCAGCGGCACCGGGGGCGAUGCUGCCAUGGGCGAGGCGGCCGACCGGGGCGUGCUGGCGGCACAGGGCGAGCGAUUGGCGUUUGAGGCUAUUCGGGCCGCCCACCCGCCCACCAGCAAGGUGAUGCGGCUGCACGCAAUCCUGGUGCGCCGCCAGCCCAACCUGGUUCCGGCUGCCACCACCGCCGCCGCUGCCUUAGCCUCAGCCGCCGCUGCGCUUGCACCUGCCGCAGCCGCCGAGGCUGCCGCCGCCACGACGCCUGCCGCCGGCAGCGCUGACACGGCGGCGCGGCGGGCGCGCGCUUUGGCGCUGCUGCGCUGGGCUCUGGGCGGCGACAGCCUGGCUGCCGAGUACGUGCUGCUGCAGCUGCUGUCGCGCGUGGUCAACCGCGGCGACCCCAACGCAUUGGGGCAGCUGGCGCUCAACAUCAGCAGGUGCCCUGGCGCCGUCACCAGCGCCACUAGCGCCGCCAGUGCCAGUGCGCCGCCCGCCACCGCUGCCAGUGCUGUUGGCUCGGCAGUGGCGGCGGCGGCGGCGCACAGCUCCCCCGCGCUGGCGGCUGACCUGCUGGCGGGCCGCGGCGUGAGCGGCUUCGCGGCGGCGCUGCAGGCGGCUGUGUCGUGCAUGGUGCCGCUCAGUGUGGCGCUGCCGCUCAGCGUGGAGGGCUGCAACAGCCUGUCCUGGUCGCCAGUGCGCGACGUGUCCCGUGAGCGCACCGCGCCCUCGCCGCUGCAGCUGGCUCCGGGCACUGUGCUGCUGCUGGAUGAGACCGUCAUGGCGCCUGGCCAGCUGAGCAGCCAGGGCGUGGUCAGCAUGCAGGCGCUGAUGACGCUAGCUCGGCAGCAGGAGCUGCUGUACGACUUCGAAACCUUCCAGCACCCCGUGCCGCUGGACCUGCCGCUCAUCGUGCUCACGCAGGGCAGGUCGCUGCUGCGCGACUGCUUGCCGCUGCGGCUGCCGCUCACCGCCACGCAACCCUUCCCCUCCGCCGAGGCCGUGCUGGCCUCCGGCGGCCGCCCGCCCGCCGCCGCCAGCCCCGCCACCAGCCCGCCGUCCAGCUUCGGUGGCGCAGCAAUCGAGCCCGCCGCGACCCCCGUGGCGACUGCCAACGUGUCCAUGGGUGACGGCGCUGCCACCGCUUCGGCGGCGGCGGCGGCUGACGUGGAUCUGGCGGCGGUACGGUCGUACCUGGCGGCGGCGCGUGCCGAGCAGGGGUAUGAGCUGGCGGAGGGCAUGGCGCAGGUGCUGGAGCAGUGGUUCGUGGGCCAGCGCCGCGCGGCGCAGGCGCAUCAGCAGGGGCAGGGGCCGCAGCAGGGGCAGGGUGGCGCGGCGGAUGGCGGCAUGACUCCGGAGGAGUUCCAUCUAAAGCUCACGCUGGCGCGGCUGCUGGUGUUGAGCCACGGCGAGACGCGGCUGACGCGCGAGCGCUGGCAGCAGCUGCUGCAGUUGGAGCACACACGGGAGGCACGGCUGCGGGUGGUGGGCUGAGGCAAGAAGUCCGAGCCCUCCCGCUUCUACAUUCACAUCGAACCCCAUGCAAGCGACAUGGGGACAGUUUGAGCGGCUGCAGCGGCCGCAACUGAUGCGCGAGACUGUACGAGAGCAUGCCAGCUGGUGUCAACACGCCAACCCGUUAUGGUGUAACCUGGGGAUGGAGCUCGGUGGAAGCUAUCUGUGGAAGAAGCAGGUGUGGCAGGGGCGAGUGGCAGGGUUGAAGUCCUACCGUAUCACAGUGUCUGGUAGCUGGGAGCACGGGCAGGAGGCAAGCAGGAUGUUGUUGGGGCACACGAGGUACGGUGAGCCAGGCGUCAGACGCACGCUCGGAGUCGCGAUAGGUGCGUUAAUCGUCAGUGCUUGGCGUUGGAUUGCGUCACGGCAGCGUGUCAAGCCGGGGAACCCGGUCUGAAGCUGUUGCAGUGAACCGGGGGCGGGAAAAUUGGGGAAUUGGGUCUGGAUACGGUAGUCUGACCAAGAAUUUGUCAGCCAUUUUCCGCGCAUCGUCCACGCUCAUAACGACUGCAUAGCUUGUAAAUGUCUACAUGC